AUGACCUCCGAGAGUCAGUACCAGGGCUCGCAAGCCUAUGCGGCGAAUGUCCUUUCAGAGGAGUCAGUUUCACCAAACUCUGGCAGCGUGGGCUUUUCUAAGACCCUCGUUGAUCUUCGUGGCAAAACAUCCUCCAUCGGAUUGCAGCUCAAGUUGUCCUAUACGCCAGGCGUAAAGGGCUCAUUUGGUGCACCAAAAAACUGGGGUCUCGAGAUCCCCUUCACCAUCCCCAGAAAGAGUCUCACAUCCCAAGGAAAAACAUUCAUAGUCGAUCCAAACUGGGCGGAUCAGGAUGGCUGGAAAUCUGGCUUGAAAUAUGUGAACAACCACGGAAUACCCGGUGACUAUGAAUGGCGUUUUAAAACAAUCGACGGAAGCACUGAAUAUUUUGAUCCCUAUGGCAAGCUCCUCGAGCACUCCGACCUCUACGGAAACUCUAUCUAUUUCUCCUACGUCGACGAUCUGGCAGGUCCAAUGACUGCCAAAGUCGACUAUAUCCUUGAUUCGUGGGAUCAAAAAAUAAGUUUCGAGUAUGAUCUGGAUGGCGCAAUGUAUUUACACGCACCCAAUGGCGGACAGACAAAGGUUGAGUUUGCAACCCAUGGGGUCGAGAGCAUAAAAGAUCCCAUGGGCUACAUAACUGAAUUCACAUAUAUUCCAUUGGCUGGCCAGACCUUAAUUGACACUAUAACGUUCCCGUCCGGGCUGCAGUCCAAAUUCGAUUAUAAUAUGCUCUCAGCACUGGACAGGGAUGGCAACCCCUUCAGUAUUCCGGCGUGUUCCUAUCAUACACAUCAAGAUAUCCAUGAAAAUAAACUCAUGGAGACGCAAUACGAAUAUGGUGUGGAUACCGGGUUUGCGAACUUCACGGGGGCCAGCAUUGGCUGCCGGAUGCAAUCGUCGCAUGAUUCCUUGAUGGAGUCCGAAAAUCAAGACUAUCGAUACGAUGUUACUAUCACACGCCUGGAUACCAAGGGAGAGGCUCGUCAGAUAUCACGUGUCUACUACAAUUACCUACACCUUCCUAUGCAAGAGGAUCAUUACCAUGUCAAUACCCAAGGGAAAGACACAUUUUCACAUCGUACGAUCAACAGUUACGACAUUCCCAUAGAUCACCAUGCUCGAUCAACUACCUAUAGUCAGCCGAUCCAGGUAGACCAACUGCACUACUCCGAAUCAGAUUUCAAGCUGCUCCGCAGAGCGGCUUCUACAUAUGAUGCAUUCGGCUUCCCGUUGACCAUGACUGAGUGGAUGUGGGACAAGCAAAAGAAUAACUUGGUGAUGCAAAAGAGCGUCACGAGCACGUAUAAGAUUACAGCUUGGGGCGGCGAGUUGCUUGAAACCGAGACAUAUACAGACCAUGUCACUUCCCGUGAGAAACGUAUCACAUAUCAACUCACAUUCGACGAACGGAAUAUCGCGAGCUCCGCAGUCACAUACAGAGACGAUGGCGGUGCCACAUGGAUGCCGUGGAAGACAAAAUCGUAUGUUUACGAUGAUAUCGGAAGAGUCAAAGAAGAGUCGGUUGCAUGGAGCGACGGAACAACUUUCCCUGCGGAAAGUAUCAAGCAGUACACCUACAAAAAGGCACACUCUUUCGAUCCCCAAACUAGUCUUUAUAAUGAGACAAUUACCGAUCCCUUAGGAAAUGCCGGCACAAUGAGCUAUGACAUGCGAAUCAAAGGAGGUCCGUUGGUGAUCAAGCUAUCACCUCUGGGAUCGCAUGAGACGAUGAAAUACGACCUCUUAGGCAGAAUUGUCGAGACUACAGAUGCACUCGGCGCAACAAUAAAAACGUCCUAUUUCAUUGGUCUAGGUCAAAAUUUCGCACAGAAUGUUACUUCGACGGGGUACAUUACUUGCACGGACUAUGAUGUCUUAGGUAGAAAAACUGCGAUCAGGGACAGUGGUAAUCGGGCUGGCACAAAAGCGGACAGGAUUCUAUCCCGGUCUGAAUAUGAUGCGCUUUCGAGACUUGUCAAAUCAACUAAUGAGCUCGGCUUAGUGAUCACGACGGAAUACGAUGAUCUUAAUCGAGUCACCAAAUCUAUUGACGUAUAUGGCAAUUCCACCACCUAUGAAUAUAACGAUUCGGAGCUUACAGCUGAACUCAAAGUGAAUGGCGACCUUCGCAGCAAUACAUUCACGGAUGCUCUCGGUAGACAGAUCAAGAGUAUCACAUACAGUGAUUCCGCAGCUGAAGGUAGUUCCUACAAACUCGUAGCGGAGCAAUCAUACGAUGCUUUUGGUAACGUCACUAGCAGCAGGAAGCUUCAGCAAUCCCUUGACGACUCUCAGUCGAUUCUAUUAGCGCAGGUAGACUUUGUUCAUGAUGUCGAAGGCAAUUCCCACAAGGUCGCAUCCAGCGUAAUUUCAAGCGGUCUAUCAGGCAACCCUGAUAAAGUCCUUCGAGAGUACACAAUUGACAUCUUUGGCAACUCGGUGACAUAUAAGAAAACGGUGUCCUACGCAGAUGGGCGCCAGUUUGUCUGCGAUGGCCCGUUGAGCAUAUUUGAUGCAUGCAAUCGAAUGGUAAAGCUUCGAAACCAACUCGGCCAAAUAGAAAAUAACGAAUUCGACGCUGAGGGACAUGUAAUUGCUAUGACACGUUACGAUGGGACGAAGCACACAUACGCAUACGACAAACUUAGCCACAUGAUCAUGUCAACCUCUCCUGAAGGGUCGAGAGUCUAUGAGUAUCUGCCAAAUGGCAGGCUAGCCAGUGUCGCGAAAAAUGAAGAAAAGGUUAAACACACGUACGCCUCUGACGGCUGCAUAAUGUCAACCGAGUACCCGAACGGCCGGAAGCAGAUCUAUGUCAUUGAUGAAACCUCUAGAGUGAUCCAAGAAACAGACGUCGCCGGAUGUACGACCGAAAACUCUUUUGAUGCUUAUGGCCGGCUUAUGUCAAAAAAAAUGGGAGGUAGCAAGAUCGUCUAUCACUUCGGCACAGUCAAUCACGUUGAAGGCCGGUUGCUGGCUCAUGAGCUCAGUUCGAAACAGAAUCCCCAGGCUUUUAAUAUCAACCAGAAAGAGCAAUUUCAGUACGACGGUUUCGGCCAACUCGUUUCACACUCUACACAGUACGAACGAGAUCUUGCGCCGCCUCAGACAAAACUCUUUAGAUACGAUGGUAAUUUCAACAUUAUACAGAAAAUCAUCAAUGGUGUGCCAGAAUCCUUUACCUACAAUGCCUUAGACCAACGGCAAGACCCUGGUUUUGCUUACGACGGAAAUGGUAGGUUAAUUCAGGGAGCUGCUGGUCGACUUUAUAAGUACGAUUCAGAAGACAAACUGAUUUCAGUCACACAUUCAACGACUACAACCUAUUCAUACAAUCCAGACGAGUCACUUGCCACAAUAUCGAAAGCAGCAGAAACCAGUGCCUUCUACUACAGUGGUGGAGCCGUGAGCUCCUCUCAAGGUGUAACUAAAGAUCACUCAACCUGGACCUCGUAUCUACUAGAGCCGAAAGGUCGAGUGGCGGCUGAAGUAGAGGGCAAGGGAACUUCAUAUUUCCUCGAAAGUCGGAACUCAGUCAAGAUGACUCUCAACAGCAGCGGCUCGUCUACGCAUCACUACGAAGCAUACGGCGAGGAGCCUUCUCUCGAUGAAAAAUCCCGCUUCGGCUGGCAACAGGAGCUUGGUGAUGAUAGCACUGGGUUGACUUACCUUCGUUCGAGAUUCUAUCAGUCGAGCAACAUGGCAUUCAUCACAAUGGAUGGUUCUCGCAAACAAGAGAACCGGUAUGCUUAUUGCAAUGGAGAUCCCAUUAAUGCUAUAGAUAGUACGGGGCACAGUGCGGCUACUGUAGGAGCGGUUGCUGGUAUGGUUGUCGGCGCCGUUGUAACGAUUGCAUCUGGCGGAACAUUAAGCUGGCUUGGGUUCAGCUUCACUGGCCUUUCUUUAACAGCUAUAAGCAUCGGUGCAGGAACGAUAUCUGGUGCUCUGGGAACUCUAGCCGGUGAUGCCACAGCUGCUGCUAUCUCAGGAGAGUCGUUCACGACUGCUCGUGCUGGCGAAGACCUGCUGGUUGGUGCAAUCGGAGGGGCAGUUGGGGCAGGAGUAGGUGGGGCAGUGAGUAGUUCAGCGAUGCGAAUGGCCAUGUCAGCAAAAUGGUCUGUACAGGCCAUCUCCAGGCUAGGAACGGCCAUUUCUACUGUCCUCGGUGGAGGUAGUGGAAGUUUUGCAUCCGCUGCAACCUUCGCAGGGAUACACCAUCAACCACUAUUCUCUUUGAACACAGCAUAUGCCGCCAUCACUGGCAUGCUCGCGGGAGCCGGCGGGGCAUUCAUACACGGCGGAACAUGCCUUGCAUACGGCGACAUAGAUACCCUUCCGAUAGAGCUUACUGCAGCGGAUAUAGCCCUUGGAGGGGAAGAAAACACCAUUGUCCGUGGCCGGGUUCCCUCAAAAGAGUUUGGGGAUCACAAAGUUUAUAACAUGACCCAUCCUAUAGAGAAUACCAAACAGUUCUGUACUUAUGACACAAGUAGAAUCCUUUAUACCAGUCAAAGUGGCCGACCACACCGAACCAUCAUCGCCCAUGGUGACGCCGGCCGCCUGUAUGCGACCGUCAAAUAUGGUAACAACAUUGUUUACCGACCAAUAAAACCCACUUUAUUGGCAGAACAAGCACGUAACUUUUUUAACCAAGCUCCUCUAGAUCCUGGCUGGUCAAACGAUAUCAAGCUUCUUUCGUGUAGAGGAGGGUGGUCGAAUGCUAAGAAGAUUGCAGAUUAUUUGGGAGAGAAUGUCUGGGCUAGUUAUAUUAAGGUAUCAACCACUGAAGAAUUUCUAGUAGCGGAUUGGAAGUUGUACAGGGCGCCUUACCUUUAA
Orbilia oligospora ATCC 24927 is the source of this 4839-nucleotide messenger RNA. RefSeq lists its product as uncharacterized. NCBI's taxonomy places the organism in Eukaryota, Fungi, Ascomycota, Orbiliomycetes, Orbiliales, Orbiliaceae. The record is from RefSeq and is a predicted model, not a curated record. The transcript has 4 exons. Bases 1 to 4839 code for a protein of 1612 amino acids.